Messenger RNA from Castor canadensis (American beaver), 1729 nucleotides. NCBI's taxonomy places the organism in Eukaryota, Metazoa, Chordata, Mammalia, Rodentia, Castoridae. The record is from RefSeq and is a predicted model, not a curated record.
AUGUAUCUGAAGGUGGUAAAGGAGGUAUAUUUACAAAUGAUUGUGUCUCAAAUUUCAGGUGAGGUUUUGGACAACUUGCCAACCAUUAUUGAUGAUGAUUACAAUUACAAUGUGAAGGCUUCUGAGCUUAGUAGAAGAAAUUCCCAUGCUCAGGCCCUAGUUUCUUCAAAUAUAAAAGAUGCUGAUGUUGUCUCCCAGCCCAAUUCAUCUUGUACUGUAGAUGAGAAACAGUGUCAUGCUGAAAAUCUUGACCAACCACAAAAUACUAACCAGGAAAUGACAGGUGAAACAUUGCCUACUGAUGAAAAGUCUGUGUCUGUGGUAGACCAACCAAGGAAAAGGAAGGAAAAAACCAAACAUCUAUGUGUGAAGCCUGCUGGCAGUGGAUUGAAAAAGCCAAGACUUUCAAAGAAGAGACCCAGUGAAGGGAGUAUGAUAAUUGACUCAGACUCUGAUGAAGAAAACUUUACCCAAUGGGAAAAGAAAGCUAAGAUGUAUGAAAUAAGCGGUGAAGGUGAGGUUUUUGAAGACCUACUAUCGUUUAGUGACGAUGAUGAUUUUGAUGAUGAUGACGACGAGGAAAAUGACAAUUGGAAGGUUUUUGAGCUAAUUAGAAAGAAUUCUCUUGCUCAGGCCGUAGUUUCUUCAAAUAUAAAAGAUGCUGAUACACUUGUCUCCCAGCCCAAUUCAUCUUGUACUGUAGAUGAGAAACAGUGUCAUGCUGAAAAUCUUGACCAACCACAAAAUACUAACCAGGAAAUGACAGGUGAAACAUUGCCUACUGAUGAAAAGUCUGUGUCUUUGGUGGAACAACCAAGCGAAAGGAAGAAAAACACCAAACAUCUAUGUCUGAAGCCUGGGUACAAGUCAAGUGCUACCCUUCCAGCUGGCAGUGGAUUGAAAAAGCCAAGACUUUCAAAGAAGAGACCCAGUGAAGGGAGUAUGAUAAUUGACUCAGACUCUGAUGAAGAAAACUUUACCCAAUGGGAAAAGAAAGCUAAGAUGUAUGAAAUAAGCGGUGAAGAUGAGAAUUUGGAUGACCUACCAACCAUUAUUGAUGAUGAUGAUGAUGAUGAUGAUGAUGAUUGCAAUUGCACUUUGAAGGCUCCUGAGAAAAUUAAAAGGAAUUCGCAUGCUCAGGGCCAAGUUUCUUCAAAUAAAAAAGAUGCAGAAGUAUUUGCUGUCUGCCGUCACAACUCACCUUAUAUUGCAGAUGAGAAACAGCAUGGUGGUGACAAUCAUCAACCACCAGGUGCUAACCUAGACAUGACAGGUGAAAAGUUGCCAACUGAUGAAAAGUCUAUGUCUUUGGUGGAACAACCAAGCAAAAGGAAGGAAAAAAACAAACAUAUAUGUGUGAAGCCUGCUGGCAGCGAACGCAAAAAGUCGAAACCUUCAAAGAAGAAACCCAGUGAAGAAGAGAAAGUUGAAACAUGUGAGACUGAGAAACCUAUGUGCAACAUACCUGGAUGUUUCUUGCAUGACCUUGAAAAGUCUCAACGAUAUUCUGGAAGGAAUUUCAAGCAAAAUAAAGAUGAGCUGAUUGAGAGACUCUACAGACUGUUUAACACCACCAUCUUUGAUGAAAAGCUGCCAGAGAAAAUAGAAAUCACCUGGAAUAAAAAGAUGCUGCAAACUGCUGGCUUAUGCACCACUAGUGAGAGACAGCACCCAAAGAGGGAGCGCUACGCCAAGAUUCAGAUUUCUCUGAAAGUCUGCGACUCUGCAG